UUGGUAUUUUUGGCCUGCAAAAAUCAGCACCAUAUUCUGGCUUCACUUCACAGUAGCGAGAACUCGGAAAUGGAGAACACAGGCAAAACAGAGGAACAAGUAAAGAGUAGAGUUUGCAAGAGGUGCAAAACGAGCUACAACCCUUCAUCAAACGACGCUUCUUCUUGCCGUUUUCAUCCUUCGUUCUUUGUUUGUCGUCGUCACGAUGAUCAAAAAAGGUACUAUGAAUUGGGACCUGAUGAUCCUCCUUAUGCUGCAAAGUUCUAUGAUUGUUGUGGAGCAGAGGAUCCAGAGGCAUUGGGCUGCACUACAAGUUUCCAUAUUUCGUAUGACGACAAUUAGAAUAUCUUGGCUGCAGGGAAGAAAAUUUUCACCUUUUUCAAGUUCUUCGAAAGUAUUGAGAGCAUUGAAAAAUGUACUUGAAUGUGUUUUUUGUCAUUAAAGUUUAAUUUCUUUGUCGUGUCUAAGUGAUGAUUUAGAAAUUAGAGGUGCAAGUUUUAUAUUGUUGCCAGAGAUGCACCGAUUCCAAAACUAUGUACUUGUGUUGAUUCCCCGAUACACCUACUCUCCGAGGUAUAGAGGCUGUUUCCGAGAAAACCCGAGAAUAACAAAUAUUACGAAGCACAAGAUUCGGAGAUUCAAAGAAGAUGCCCGGAACGAGCCUCCAAGUGGAGUAUAUGUAAUAUCUGUAAGUUCCAUCUGUGAAUAUUUAGUACUAUUAUCUAACUGUGGAACCCAAUCAUUCACUCUGAUCUCUGAGGCUGGCCUUAUCUGUCACACCUUUUGCAUCCCCCAUGUCUACAAUUUAUAAUGUGGGAGGGUCCUAUUUACAGCUGCUUAUUGAAACCUUCUGUUUUUUCUUUAAA
Messenger RNA from Daucus carota subsp. sativus, 866 nucleotides. RefSeq lists its product as uncharacterized. The transcript has 3 exons. Lineage: Eukaryota; Viridiplantae; Streptophyta; Magnoliopsida; Apiales; Apiaceae. Bases 70 to 342 code for a protein of 90 amino acids. The record is from RefSeq and is a predicted model, not a curated record.